CUCCAUGUCUGGCUUCAUCUUGCUCAACAUCGUCAUCGGAGUGCUGAUGGACCAGCUUGAAAAUGCUGAAGACACAGAGAAGGAAAGUCACGACCUGGUGCCCAACGCCAAGGAGCUGAGCGUCCUGGUCUUCAACCGGAUCUACCGCAGGUGGCACUUUCAAGCUCGCAGGUUCGCGAUGCAGGCAGCGUCGCAUCAUCAUCAGGAAGAGUCUCCCCUGAGCCCCUAUCCUGAGCACGCGAGCUAGUCGGGGUCUCGGUCCGAGCACGCCAGCCUAGUCAGGGUCUCGGUCCUACCUUUCAGACUUCUCCUCCUCAACUCUUCAGUCUCUCUCUCCCUCUCAUUUUUCUCCCUCCUGGCCUUGUCAGGCUUCAACGUGCAACUCAACUUGAAGGCUUGUUAGCCAGGGGUUCAAAGUUUUUCCGCCGCGCCGCAUCUCAGCAUUUCAGUUUCCUCACUGCCCAACUUGAAAAUCAAAAAAAAAAUACAAGCAAUGUCUAUGUGAUAGUAGCAGUAAAGCAAUCAUGUUC
This is a messenger RNA of Guillardia theta CCMP2712, 530 nucleotides long. RefSeq lists its product as hypothetical. Lineage: Eukaryota; Cryptophyceae; Pyrenomonadales; Geminigeraceae. The record is from RefSeq and is a predicted model, not a curated record. Bases 5 to 247 code for a protein of 80 amino acids. The transcript has a single exon.